AUGCCGCGCGUGUUACCAUUACGCGAUGUCGCCGGCGGGCUUCUCAAUUCCGUUACGCACGCCGUCAAAUAUUGGCUACAUUACACGAUUGUCGCAAUUGCAUGGCUUGGCGUUGUGCCUCUCACAGCUUAUCGUACUUAUAGAUUUUUGUUCACGGGAUCCUUCAACAUGCUGCUAACACUUCCUUUGAACAUUUUUUCGAUGGAGAAUCUCGCCGUUGACGUGUUUCGCGGAUGUUUCGUCGUGACAUGCACUCUUUUCGCUUUCAUUGGACUCGUUUGGUUGCGUGAACAAAUUUUGCAUGGCGGCGGACCUGAUUGGUUAGAACGUGAUGAACCGCCCGUAGCUGUUGCCGAAGCAAAUCAGCAGCAAAAUCAGCCGCCUGUUGUCGCGCAACCUCAAGCAGCUCAAGCUGAUGCGGCGCAAGAACCGGCGGAAGAUGUCGUCGACGAGAAUGAAAACAACAACAAUGACGAAGACAACAAUAACAACGAUGGCGGACACAAUAACAACAACAAUGCGAACGUUAUGGAUCACAAUCGCCCGCAAAACGAACCUUUGAUAUUUGUGCAAGAGCCGCAAGCACCUCCGCAAGACGUUCCCAUCAACAACGAUCAACCUCCGCCGUUGAUUCAACGCGAAGAAGCUCAAGAGCCGCAAGCACAAGAACCCGAAGCUGCUCAAGACGACGGAAAUUGGAAUCCAAUGGAAUGGGAUCGUGCCGCCGAAGAACUCACAUGGGAGAGACUUCUCGGGCUAGAUGGUUCAAUGGUAUUUCUCGAGCAUGUAUUUUGGGUUGUGUCUCUAAACACCCUUUUUAUCUUCAUUUUCGCCUUUUGCCCGUACUCUGUGGGCAAUUUGGCAAUUUCUUGUUUGAAAAUCAUUCGACCCGGAAAGGCGCUUGUUCAUAUUCACGGCUUAUUAACAACUCUUUUCGGAUAUUGCAUCAUCGCCGUGAUUCUAGUUGGAUUGCAUGCCAUCACGAGAUUCCUGAGACUUCGAAAGCCACGAAGAGUAUUGGGAUUGUGUUACAUCGUCGUGAAAGUUUCGUUGCUUUCGGUUGUCGAAAUUGGCAUUUUACCUCUUGGAUGCGGCGUUUGGCUUGAUAUUUGUAGUUUGCCGAUGUUCGAUGCGACAUUGAAAGAUCGUAAAAUCAGUUUUAGAGCAGCACCGGGUACGUCACUUUUCAUCCAUUGGAUGUUUGGAAUGGUAUUUAUCUACUAUUUUGCGUCAUUUAUCGUCAUUUUGCGAGAAGUUCUUCGACCCGGAGUUUUAUGGUUCUUGCGAAAUCUAAAUGAUCCCGAUUUUAGUCCAAUUCAGGAAAUGAUACAUUUGUCAAUCUUUCGUCACACGCGACGACUAAUUGCUUCAGCGAUUAUCUUUGGUUCAGCAAUUCUUUUGAUGCUUUGGACCCCAAUUCAGAUUCUCAAGUACUUCAAUCCCGGAUUCUUACCUUAUACGUUGUCGGGAGACUCGGAAGUGAAUGAAUUGAGUUUGCAACUUUUACUUUUGCAGAUAAUUCUUCCGGGUUUCUUCGAACAGUCUCAUACACGAAUUUGGUUAAAAGGGAUCAUACGAAUAUGGUGCAACGUCGUUUCAUGGAUGCUCGGGCUCAAAAGUUACUUAUUAGGUUCAGAGCCGCGACCAAAUGAUGAUGACAAUGCGAGACAACAACCUGAACCGGGAGCUGGAUUAGCUGCUGCUCAUCAAGCAAUUUUACAACGAGAUGUUCCCGUCGGCUUUCAACCAUACGAUAAACCAACGAUUUUUGGUGUUCGUCUUGUUGGAUUAGUUUUGCUCAUGUGUGCGAGUUUAGUUGUUGGUAGUUUAUGCACUUUGACGAUCCCCAUCUGUUUGGGCCGAUAUGUGAUGACACUCUGGAGUCUCGGCACACAUUUGACGCCCCAAAAAGGAGAUACGCCAACACGCCCUCAUGAACUUUAUACCGCUGCAAUGGGCACGUAUUUGUGUUGGGUAAUGUCACGAGGCAUCGCUCUCGCUGUCAAUCUCUUUCCGCAAGGCAGACAAGCUGUGAUACAAAAAGUCAAACAUUGGCUAAGUGUGGGUGCAAGUUACGCGAUGGCAGCAUCGAUUUUCGUACUGAUGCUCGGCGUAAUUCCGCUGAUGUUUGGUUUGCUGCUCGAAAUGGUUGUUGUUGUGCCGUUACGUGUGCCGCUCGAUAAAACGCCCGUUUUCUUUCUCGGACAAGAUUGGGCUUUGGGCGUUCUUUACACGAAAAUUGCAUGCGCUUUAACGGUAAUGGGACCCGAUUGGCCUCUCAAACGUGCCAUCGAACAAGCGUAUCGCGAUGGUUUGCGAGAUAUCGAUCUGAAAUUCAUCAUUCGGGAACUUGCGACGCCCGUAAUUACGGUUUUUGGACUCUGCUUGGCAGUUCCUUACGUGCUCGCACACUCAAUUUUGCCAAUUUUCUUCGUCAAUCAACAUACUCGCAUUCUGAUUGCACGCAGAAUCUAUCCGUGUUUCCUGUUGGCAGCUGUCAUGAUUGCCAUCAUCAAUUUCCACAUUAGGCAAUUCAAGAAGUUGUAUGUCGCAAUCAAAAAUGACAAAUAUCUCGUGGGCCAAAGACUCGUCAACUAUGAUCAUCGCAAGAAGAGAGCUGCUGCUGUUGUUACUUCAACUUCGACGUCGCAACAGGCGCAAGACUAAAAAAAAUAAACACACAAAAGAAGCGAACAGUGUCUUAAAUCAAACUAUUUUGUCCAGUUUUAAAAAUUUAAUGCAAUCAGAAUUUUUCAUAUUUUCUCCGAUCCUCUUCCUUCUGUCUCCAAAAGUACUUGAGAAACAAAAUUAGAGUUUGGUAGAGCUUCGCCAAUUUUACUAUUUACAUACAUAUUACUUUAGUGUAACGGAUGUACAUUUACCUACAAUUUAAUAUUAAAACAAAAAAAAAUUAUAGGAUAUUGAAAAAACAAAGAAUUUAAAAUUUUUUGGAAUAGAGCAAAUUUCGUUUUUACCUUUUUGUACAUACAUAAGACAUUAAUUAUUUUAUUGAAUCCUGUUGUUAUUAUUUAGUGGAAUUUAAUUAAAUUCUGUUUGAA
This is a messenger RNA of Culicoides brevitarsis, 3059 nucleotides long. Its product is annotated as E3 ubiquitin-protein ligase MARCHF6. The record is from RefSeq and is a predicted model, not a curated record. Gene Ontology annotation, cellular component: endoplasmic reticulum membrane. NCBI's taxonomy places the organism in Eukaryota, Metazoa, Arthropoda, Insecta, Diptera, Ceratopogonidae. Bases 1 to 2667 code for a protein of 888 amino acids. The transcript is spliced from 4 exons.